UCACGUGCACACGCUGUGGGUGUUGCUCCUAUAGAUCCACCUGUUCACGCGCGUGCCUUUCAUCUCUCCUCCCCGGCCAGACGAAUGGAUCUCGCAUUGGCGCGCAUCCUCUGCAUUGUGUUGCGCAUCAACUCAUCGAUGUUGCCGCUUGUUUCAUUUAUAUUUUGGUAUUUUUAAGGACGCGCUCCGAGCAGUGGAGACAGUGAACACCACUGCCGAGCAUCAAACCAGGCUGGGAUUCUCUGACUCACAACAUCACCGCUGCUUGAGAGACGCAGUGGAGCCGCCACUGACAAUUAUUUUGUUUUUAUUAUUAUUAUUUUGGGGCAAGCAUUGACAUGGGAGAAGUCGAGGUGCCAGUACCGCCUCGUGUUCUUGUGGCAGCGUGACAACUUUAUUGUUUAAACCGCAGCCCCCGUCUUUUUUUUUUUUUUUUUUUUUGGUAUAUAUUAUAAAUGGGAUCGCGCUUUUUGUGGGAAAUUCCCCGCCGUUUUGUGUCCCAAUUAUGUUCACUUUUGCUGCCUUCUGCUACAUGCUGUCUCUGGUCCUCUGCGUGUCCCUCAUCUUCUUCGCAAUAUGGCAUAUAACAGCCUUUGAUGAGCUCCAGGCUGACUUCAAGGUGCCAAUCGAUCAAGGCAAUCCACUCCAUGCGAGGGAGAGACUGCGAAACAUCGAGAGAAUUUGCAACCUGCUGAGAAAGUUGGUGCUACCGGAGUACUCGAUCCAUGUACUCUUCUGUAUCAUGUUCCUGUGUGCCCAGGAAUGGCUGACUGUGGGCCUCAACAUCCCCCUGCUCUUCUACAACACUUGGAGGUACUUCCAUUCCCCGACGGACACCAAGGAGUUGCUCUACGACCCGGCAUCGGUGAUGAAUGGUGACACGCUCAAGUUCUGCCUGAAGGAGGCCUGGUGCAAGCUGUCCUUCUUUGUCCUCUCCUUCUUCUACUAUCUCUACUGUGUGUGGAACCUGGAAAUAUCCCUCUAAUAGGUCUUAUCAGUGGGAACACUCGCAAGGUACCAUCCUUACAUUUUUAACCUUGUAUAUUUGACUUCGAUGUACUUUUAUUCACAAUACAGUAGUACCAGUAGCACACUCAUUUUCCAAGAGUUUUUCCGUUGCCAAUAAACACUGCUCAUGCACUAACGCUAGCCGCAAUAUUAGGUAAACCUGCACCAACAAAAUAUAUGAAUCCUUUAGAUCAGUGAUUCCCAACCACCGCUCCACGGUCCGAAAAUUAUUAUUGAUUUACUACAGAGGAUGUGUCUUUGUUCACCUAUCUAUGCCAGCGAUGUAUAGUGACAGGCAGACCAAUCAAAUGCUCUUCCACUUGAUGGCAGCAGCUACAGAAUUAACCUACACCCUGCCCAGGCUCGAACCCACAUCCACACAUCCCCACUGACUGACAGUUAAGUCCAGCAGCGCUACAGUGAGCCAAAAGCCGUGGGCUAUCAAACUACCUAAUUUGAUUGUGCAGGUGCACCUAAAGUUGCGGCCAGCAAAUAUGUAUAUACUGUAUAUAUACGUUGUGUAUAAGUAUGGCUUCUAGCUGUAAAGUGGUCACGUGUUUUUGCACAUUUGUUUUGAUUUUCUUCUUUCCUAGUUGUUUGUCUCAAACUAGUCCUCUAAAAUAAUGUCACAUUUAACAUGGAGUUGUUGUGGUUGUUGUACAGUAUGUGUGUGAUAAUGCUGUGAUUCAACGUUUGCAUAUGGUUUGUCAACAUUAUGGGACAUAUUACAGUGGGAUAUGACACAUACACAUGCAAAACCAUUACCAAUAUCGACCGCAUCAACAGCCAAGUGUGUUCACGAUGACAUUCAAAGCACAUUUUCACGAUGAUUGCCUGUGCAGUUGAAUUGUACACAAAUGUUGCAAAUUAAUAUUCAACUUGAAUAGUGGAAGUUGAACCCGUUCAUGUCAACACCACGUCUAAUUUGACCAGCUCAUCAAAGUCACAUGUAAAUGUGAAAGCAAUGGCUAUUUUCGGUUAUGUCAACUCCGAUCUAUUUGAAUUUGGAUAUUUGCACAUAUUGAUACUAUAUUCAGAUACCAGAACUGUGUUUGCUUUCAUAGUAUUAUUACCAUUAUUCUCGAUUAUACGAGGCUGUAAUGAACUCCUCUCUACAGGCAAGUAUAUGUAUGAAUGUAUGCAUGCACAGUCGUCCCUCAUGACAUAGCGGUUUUAAAAAAAAUAAUAAAUUAAUGAUUGCUGUUUUGUGUUUGAAUACGGCCUAUUAUUAAAAAAAAUGCAUAUUUAAGUCAAUUGUACUUAUUCUUGGCCUAAAUUAAGCGUUUUCAAGCAUAAAAAACCAUCCAUCCAUUUUCUCUGCCACCUAUCCUCACUGGGGUUGCGGAUAUGCUGGAGCCUAUCCCAGCUGACUUCGGGCAAGAGGCGGGGUACAGCCUGGACUGGUCACCAGCCGAUCGCAGGGCACAUAUAGACAAACAACCAUUCACACUCACAUUCGUACCUAUGGACAAUUUAGAGUCGCAAAUAAACCUAACAUGCAUGUUUUUAGAAGAAGUACAAGGCAGAAGAAGCAUUCUAAUUGUGAAUGUAGUAUUCCACAUUGGCCACUAGGUGACAGUAAUUUUUUGGUGAGACAGGCACUAGACAUGGUAUUUAUUGCAGGUUUAAAUUAUUUCACGACACGCAAAAAUUAAUUCUAAACCUCCGAUUUUCCUGUCCUCCGCACAUUUGUGCACAUGCCACUAAGGUCCAUUGCGGAACACAAUUGCUGUUACACACACACGCAGGAAUUUUAUUUACAUCUUAAAUAGCUUAUUUACUCUUAUUAUGUCUACUAUAUUUAGUAAUACGACUGCAAAGCGAUUAAAACAGUACAUUGCUGAGACAAUAGCCACCGCAGGAAGUAUGCUGUCCAGAAAAAAACAAGGACCUGCUAAUGUGUGAGUCUGUUAUCUUGUUUAUGUCUAAUAUGUCUUAUUUUCUGUGAUUAUAUCUACUAUAUUGGGUAAUAGGGGUGUAAAGAUGGCUAUGUGGGUGUAAUUUGAUGUCUAGAGGGCUCUAAUAAUGUUCAUUUAGAAGAUCGUAAACAGGCUUUCUAUGCCAUAACUAUGAAAAUAUUCCAUUUAUUAAUAGUGAAUCCUACUUUGCGAAAAUUCACUUAUUACGGUUGUGUCUGGAACCAGUUAACCGCAAUAAAAAAGGGACAACUGUAUGUCCCUUCGCUAUUCCUCGAUCGUCCUCCUGCAGCGAUACUGAUACUUGAGAAAUGUAGUUUAUUUGACCACCAUGGAGACGAGGAUUAGUAACUUCACAAACUUUAGCCGCACUAGAUACAACAUGCUGAUUUACAUUUUGCAGCCAGCUACCAGAGUAAGCGGCAUUAAAGCACAGACAUAGCCCAUGGAUCGGAUAUCUCCGCAGGUGGUAUCCGACAAUUCGAAUCUGUUAAUUACGCUGGUAUCGAAACCUUUACAGAUCAGAUCGGCCACAUCCCUAAUUCCAAUCCAAGUGAUGUUGACUUAAACAGGUUGCACUGUAUUGUAUUUGUUUUAGCUAUAAAACACAAAAACUGUCAGUCCUCUGAACAUAGUUUGACUUUGAAAGCGAUGGUUUGCUCCCUUCUGGCAUGGAAUUACAUCAGAGUUACUAAUUUAGUCACACAUAAAAACAUUUCCAUAGGAUAUUUUAACUCAGUCGUCACAAAAUACAGUCUAACCUCGGUUUUCGAACAGUUUGCGACGAAACUUUUGCCUCGGUUUUCAUACACUGGUUUGGUUAUGGUACAAUAUUGUGCAUAACAAACUGUUGUAUUUUAUCCUUUGGUACAUUGAUAGAAUUGCUUGUUCAUUCAGCUAUUUCGGAUGACAAACUCAACACCAAAUCUCCCUUUUUUUGGAUUUACAUUAUUUCCUAUAGGAAAAAUUUUGCAUGUUUUGGUUGUCCGUGGACCUUCUAGAAUGAAUUAACAACAAAAACCGAGGUACUACUGUACAUGCAAAUGUCUUAUUUCUCAGAGCUUGUUCGAUCCUUGAAUAAAGAACACCUUACAAGGACAAGUUCAAAGAAAACAAUGGAAAAUGAAAUGCAAUGAAGCAAGGUCAUGGUAACUACAGGAUCAGUGUUGCAUUAUUCAUUAUGUAUUUAUACAUUAGAUGAAAGAUUUAGGAUUUAUUGUGAUGUCCUUACCCCAGUGACACUAGUUUUUAUUGGAGCAUUCAACUUAACUUAAACCAUCUGGCAUAUUCAUAUCGCUUCUUCCCGUCCAACUCUUACACAUACUAGAUUGAUCUGCUGUUUAAAGAGAACACUGGCAGACACAACAUUUUAUCUCACCUUCUUACUGAAAGACAGGAUUCAUUUGUGGCUUCACGGGGACAUAAAGGGGUCUCAGUAAAAUAAUUACUUUGCUCAAUAAAAAAAAAAAAAAUUAUAAUCUUUAUUUAAUGUUUUUUGUUGAUAUUCUGUUAUUGUCUUUGAAGUACAACAGAGCCAACAAAGGAGGGAGCGGCAGGCAUCGGCUGAGCUUUGUCUUGAGCUGACAAAAGGCACCAUGAAAACGUACUCUUAUAAAACAAAGAAAAGCAGAGGGCCAUGCCGGAUGGCAGGGAAACAGCUUUAUGUACUUUUAGAAGACACAACAACAAAUUAAAUGUCCAAAAAGUAGAAGAAGUCCAAACAAGCACGUCCUUGCAGCAUGGAAGACAAAAGCAGUGUCUCCCAACUAUAAACAAUUGGUUUUAAGUAGCCAGACAGCCAAUCAGCAGCAGAGGCACCCGCCUCCAGCUGGAGACUGAGACGUGAAAGGUAACACUUACUUUAUAUAAAACUUGUCUAUCAAUAUAUGACAAGUACAAAACUUCUAUCUCUUGCGAAUUCUGUAAUAUCCGGUGCAGAGGCAACAUGCAUGUUAGGUUAAUUGGCGAUUCUAAAUUGUCCAUUGGCUGGCGACCAGUCUGGGGUGUACCCCGCCUGUCGCCCGAAGCCAGCAUGCCACGCGACCCUAAAGAGGAGAAGCGGUAUAGAAAAUGGAUGAAUGGGUGAUGCUUAGAGUUCAGCUUCAGGAAGUAGUGACACGUGGACAAGUCAAGCGGAAGCUAAUAUCACGUUUUGAAGUCUUAUGCAGUGAUCUCUAGCACAUCCUAAGUGUGAUGAAGUGUAGAAUUACUACAGCUUCUGUUUGGACUACUCGGACUACCAGCCGUCCACUAUCACCAACGUGUAUCAAAAGGCUGGACUGAAUGAAGAGGACAGCUCAAGCUAAAUGGCUAAACAAUGAACAGUGACGGCGAAUGAGAGAAAGAGAGAGACUGACAAAGUGUGUGAUGAAGGAAUUAUGAGGCUGUUCAAAGGUGAUGCUUGUCAAGACGACUUUAGUGGUUUUAGUUCCCAGGAGGAGGAGGACGGUGAUGAAUGAUAUUGCUGGUAGGCUACUGUUUAACUAGCUAUCUUAGACUCACUGUUCAGCACUGUUUAACUAGCCAUUUUACAAUGCACUGUUUGGAAAAAAGCAUUUAUUUAAUCAAAAGUUUAAAAAAUCUUUUUGUGUAACAUCUUUCUGUGUACUAAAUACUCUAUCCCAUGUUACGAUGUGGACACCUGCGGCUUAUAGACUGGUGCGGCCUGUAUAUGCACAAAUCUUUUUUGCUCUUUAAAUGUAGUGGAUGCGGCUUACAUACUGGUGCGCGGUAUAGUCAAGAAACUAUGGUAAUACUGAUGCUUUGAACGUACCAGUUUCCUUAACUCAUUUUGCUUCUCAAUGUGUUGUUUCUCUCGCAGGAAUGAGUUGCACCUGUUAUAUAAUAAUCCUCCCCAAGAUGGACAUAGGUAUAUAUAGGCUUUUUAGAUGUGUGUAUUUAUGGAACAAAUAUUUUUGAUAAAGUUGUUCUUUCCCCUUGGCAUGAAAAUAUGACCUUCCUAAUACACUCUCUCGUGCACACAAACUAGUCAGCUUCAGAUGUGUAAAACUAAUGAGGUAUGAAAUAAGCGACACCUGUCACUUGAUAUUUCAGCAGCCAGGGAAUUAAAUGUGUUGUAUAUUAACAUGAGGACAACCCAAAGACAGAACAACAUCUCUACAGUACCUUUCAAGACCCAACAGAGCAGACCUGAACCCACCUCAGGUCCCAACCUCUAGCUUCUUCACCCCAAUGAAUGUAACCACGGGUUUAGGACCCUGUAAAGGUCCACUCCAUGGUUUGAGAAGCACUGCUAUGUGCACCUCUUCUUUGUAAGACUCUUCUUUGAAAUUCCAGUGCCACCGUAGACCAUUGGUUGAUGGUCUGGAUCACCUGGGACAUCUUAAGUCUGGUUUAUGCUUCUUCGUAGUCUUGAUCCUUUCAGAGUUCCGCGUUGGGGUUGAGUGUAUGCCGUGAAGUUAUCUGCGGAAAUGCAAGGGGCAGUGUUUUCCGGUGAGUCAGUGAGUAACCAUGACACGCGUGGACUAUUAACUUGUGCGUUACUAGUGAACAAUAGUAAUUAAGGACAAACAGAAAGUGAUUUUGGCACUGGAAUUAAUUACUUUGAGGAGAAGGCACUCGCAAAGGUACCAAAAGCCGACCAAUCACAGCCCUUACAGUUCUCAGUGCCACAACGCAAGGUUAGAUUAUUGUGUAGGUGCGUGUCAAGCAACGCAAAAGCUAAACAGAAACAUAAGCCAGGCUUUCAGGGCAACCUAUUGUCCUCCAGAUUGCAAGGAUCAAACAACCCUGCACCAUAUUUGUCAGGGAUUGGUACUGGGUUCGUGGGCUGAACACCAAAAUGCAGACACUGAGAGUAUGUGAAAAGAGGUGGUGGUAAUCCUCGGUGGGCAGUGUAGAAAGCUGGGCAGCAAAUGAAGCAGAGGGGUCAGACACGGAAGAAGUGGAAUCAAGAUUUGAUAACAAUCUGGUGAUGUUUCCUCCUCCGGGCGGGCCUUUAAGGAGUCAUACAUCAGGAUGCCGCAAUAAGGGGAUAAAAAAUAAGGGAAGGGUGAAGUGGGAGGAGGGAUCUGGAGAGAUCCUGACAAUUUUGUUCUGGUAAUCUCAAUUUUGGGUUAUAUUCUUGUGCAGAGGCAAAUUCACAUAUCUGCAAAACACACACAGGCAGAGCUGCCAAUAUUUGGUGUUUGCAAUCCAGUAUAUCCAGGGCUAACAACCCCACCACCACCACCCCAAACUCCCAACGUUCAGUUCAGGCAAAAGCUACAAUAUUUUAUAUCUACAUGAAAACAUCACAAUUGGGGAGAUUUGUAACUUCAGUCCGGAUGUCAGUCACCAAGGGCAAUUUCCGGCGGUCUUCCACAGAAUUCGGAAGAGUUGGCAGCUCUGUCUCAGGAUGCGUUCACACUUGUCAAACUUAAGUAUUUUGCUUUACCGGUACGGUUCGUUUGAUCAGGUGUGAACACAGUCCACCAAACCUUGGACCGGACCAAACAAGCGGACUGAGACCACUUCAGAGAUGGGUCUCGGUCCACUUGUGGUGCGCCUCACGUGAGUGCAAGUGUGAACACCAACCGCACCAAAACACCGGCUAUGAGGUCAGCAAAUGCCACCAAAACCAGGUGAUUGUUAGCAAAGCCCAACUGAGGGACUACUUUAUGCAUAUGCUUUUUCAAUAAAAAACGAGCUACAGGUCAAACAUGGCCCAAAGGGGCUGCACUUUGGACACCCAUACAUUAGACAAUGCUCUUCAGUUCAGGUUUUUAAUAUUUUUUUCAAAAUUAUUUUUUAUCGUGGUUAUAACAUGGGUUAGGGUUAGGAGGACUUACAUUUUUUUCAUUUGUUAUUUCAGCUACAAACAAUGUUCAAAGUGAAACAAAAAAGCGUUGCUUGAGGUUUUUUAGACACACUGUUUACAGAACAGAGACAAAUGAUCGAAUGGUUGAAGCUGUACACUACCAAUCAAAAGUAUAGAGACACUUUCUCAUGGUACUGAAUGAGGAAAAUGUUAUAUUUAGAAUAAUCACGUGUUUUAGAUAGCAUUUAUAAGCCUAACCCUGACUAUUCAUUUUUUUCUACUCACUCACUUCCGUUUUUCUUCUUGUGUUUCAGUAUGAUCUACUCCCUGGUUACCUCGUAACAACCGACUUCUGGAAAGACGUCUGGAUACACAAACUGCCAUAUUUACUAGAGUUCUUUUUGUACGAGACAAAGCAAAGAGAGUUUCCUCUGAUUUGUUCUUUCAAAAGAGAAGGGACACAUACUUCCUGUUCGAUGACAUAGUGUAUAUAUGAACUGUAUCUACCAUACACGGUUGGAUUGGUCGUCGUGAGUCGAUCACUGCCUGGGAAACAUUCACGAUAUGAACACACACAUACACACACCCACACACACUUCCGCAGCUUCUUCUGAAGUGGUACAGUCACUUACACGUACCGGUAGCAGCGAUGGUAGCAUACAGGUUGAAGAGCACAGUAACGUUUGCACAGUUUGUCUCAGGCACAGCAGGGUGAAGCACCCGAGUACUGCCCGGCACAGCAUAGCUCUCCAGUCUCCUCGCUUCAGAAACUCACCCGUCGUAGCAACAGUGAGUCAGAAACGGGUGGGAUGGGUGGAUGAGUUGGAGCACACUGCUAAAGGAAAAAAAAAAAAGAAUGACUCGUGCAUUUUAAUGUACUCUUUGACAUUUGAACUCAAACACUGAGGUUCUGUAUAGCAGCAAAUGCCUUCUUAUUGUUGUUUUGGUGUUGUUCCACGAUGAGAAACAUUUGGAAACUCCCAGCUAAAAGACUCAUUUACACACCUAUUGUUUGCACAAAUGUUGUAUUUAAUCUUUCACAAUGUCUGGCUGUGUACUCAAAAUCAUGGAUGAUAAUCCAGCCACACAGGUGAAGGUCUUCCAGUGUGUACUAUGUACUUAAAACAGGGAAGCCAUGUUGUACUUUUCCAGCUCUGUUGAAGCAAGGGACCAAAAUGCCUUCUUCUUUGGUAAGGAUUUCUUCCAAUGUAAGAACGAAGAAGAACGAAUGAAGCACAAAGGGAAAUUAUCGACUACAAUCAGUCAGUCUUUCUUCAUCAAAUAAACGCAACAGUGGACAUAGGCGUCACCUCCACUGACACUAUACACUGUACAGCACCAUUGCUUGCUACAAUACAUUACAUCAAAGUAAGAUACUGCCUCCUAUAUUGGUAACCGGGGCGGGUGGAGUAGUAAUUACUGCAUUUUGGAGAUACACUCCUGAACAAAGUCUUAAGACCUAAGAAAAAUGAUUUGCGUCUUGCGCUUUAACCAGAUUAGUAGAGCAUCAAAAUGCAAAAAGAAGAAAGAUGCAAAAGAUGAUAAAUAGAGACUGUUUAUCUGCUGAUCGAAAACCUUAAAAGGUCAGGUUUUCUGUCAGACGUUCGCACUCUCAUGACGUCCUGAUGGCAAAGCCAAAAUGGUUUUCUGUCAUUGCAGGAGGCAAGACAGUUGAAAGGCACAAGAAGUUUUUACUGCCAAGGUUAGACGCACUAAGACAGUGGCUGUGGCUCAAUUUGCGCACGUCUGUACUUACACUUUGUGUUUUGAAUGUGGAAGUACACUCACACCAAGAAGUAUGGCAAAAUGCAGUACUCGGUCAUGUUGCACUCAGAAUGCCCAAAUUGAAUACUUGCAUGAGUACACUUCAAUAGAUGUACUGUGACUAUGUACUCCAUGUACAAUUACCGGAAAUAAUGAUCGCAAAAUUUACUUAUUCUUCUUCUGUUCACUACUAGUGAUUCCUUGACUGACUCCAGUCCUUAUGAGUCGGUCACUCACUGAAGUGAAUCGGGUACUCGAUUCACUCAAGUUACCAUCCACACAGCGCAUGCGCAGCAACUGGCACAUACACAACAAGUUGUACCCGUGAACCAGUGAAAUUUGAGUCCUUGUCAAGCUUCCGUGAGUCAGUGAAACUCAAGCCUUUGUCAAGUACCUGUGAGUCAGUUAAACUUGAGUAUUCGUCAAGGACCUGUGAAUCAGUGAAACUUGAGUCGCUGUCAAGCCUCCGUGAGGCAGAUAAACUCAAGCCUUUGUCAAGUACACGUGAGUCAGUUAAACUUGAGUAUUUUUUGAGGACCUUUGAGUCAGUGAAACUUGAGUCUUCGUCGAGUAUCUGUGAGUCAGUGAAACUCAAGUCUUUGUCAAGUACCUGUGAUUCAAUGAAACUCCAGUCUUGGUCGUGCACCCGUAAGUCAAUGAAAGCCGAGUAUUCAUAGAGUAACCAUAACUCAUUGAAACUUGAGUCUUUCUUGAACACCCUUGAGUCAGCGAAACUCUUCGUCAAGUACCCAUCAAGCAGAUAAACUCAAGUCUUUGUUGAGUACCUGUGAGUCAGUGAAACUUGAAUAUUUGUCAAGUACCAGUGAAUCAAUAUAACUCGAGUCUGCGUCAAGUACACGUGAAUCAGUGAAACUCAAGUCUUUAUCGAGCGCCUGUGACUCAGUGAAACUGAAAUCUUUUUUGAGUACCCGUGAGUCAGUAAAACUCCAGUCCAGUCCAGUCCAGCACCAGUGAGUGAGUGAAACUCUAAUGUUUGUCGAGUACCCAUGAGUCAGUGAAAUCAUGAAACUGGCGAGAUGAGCGAGUGAAUUGAUAAUUUUUUUAGGUUAGAGUAACAGUUGCACAAUGAAUGACAUGCGACCUGGUUUACUUUUUUAAUUUAGCUAGUGGUAGUGGGGGGUGAGUAAGUAAAAGAUUUUGCCAAAGCAAGUACCCGUGAGUAAGUACAUAAAAAAAUUGCGAGCUACCUGCAGUCCAGGAAACACAAAACAGCUUCUGCGAGAUCAAGGACAACAAUGGCAUGACUUGUGUAACUCAAAGAUAGAAAUACUUUUUUUUUUUUAUUUGCCAUCAGGAGUUCACAACGUCACUGUGAAUGUCUGACAACAAAUGACUUUUUAAGCGCGACAAACAGCCUGACUGAGUUAAAUGCAGUUUAUAGUAAGUAUGUGGUGGAAACACAGUCCUUCAUUACAGAGAUUUAAUAUUAAGUAAUGUGUGAAUGAAUUUCAAUUUUAAUAAUCCUCCACAUUAUUCACUGCACUGUUUGACAGACGUUGUGAUCAGAGGCGCAAAAUAUUUUCAGACAUUUGCGUAAUAGAACGGUAAAAUUCCGGCAUUUGUUGACUAAAUAAAAGUCUGCUCUGGCUCUCACAUUUACAAAAAAUGAGUCAACGAAGUUGGAACGAAGGUAACAGGGAGGUAUUUACUUGAGGUAACACCUCCCCCACUUCGUUACGCAAACGGUUCAGCACCCAGCCCGGCAAGCUUUUGAGUUAAACCAAAAAAUACGGCACCAGUUCAGCACCCCUGUGGAACCAUGAUAAUGCAGAACCCAACCUACUCUGAACCAGCUCCGAACCAGUCACAGUGGAAAAGGGGUAAUGCUGGUUACAAUCCACCAGCACAAAAUGCGGGUGCAGUCGCCCGCAGUUAAUUGGCUCCAGACGCGACCGUGAUAAAUGAAUUUCUGUGAUAUAGGAUUCAGUGUUAAUAAAUGGAAUAUUUUCGUAGUUACCCUGCUGAAAAAAACAGCUUAGACCAGCAUGGAAAUUGUGCUGGUCUAUGAUGGUUUGGUGCUGGUUUAGCUGGUGGACCAUGCUGGUCUAUGCUGGUCAGUGCUGGUCAAUGCUGGUGGACCAUGCUGGUCUAUGCUACCAUCACCAGCACUAAAACACAACAUACGCUGGUCAUGCUUGUAGCCGGUCUGUGCUGGUUUUUCCAGCAGGGUAGAGGAUAGAAAACCUGUUUAUGACUUUCUAAAUACGUUUUUUAACAUUAUUAGAUCCCUUCAGAUGAAAUAACACACCUAUAGUCACCUUUACACUCCUAUUAUGCAUUGUUUACGUGACAUUGCGCAACUCUUAUGCUGCAGGGACUUAGCUAGCAAGCUAGCGAGCUAACCAGUUAGCCUCAAAUUUAUUUCUUCUAAACUUAAGGAGCCAAAAAUUUACCACUUAAACAUGAAAUGGCAGGAAACGUGUCAGACCGGCCAUGGCUGACUUCAUACAGUGUUAAGGUAAUGUAAUGUAAGGCAGUGUCUCAAUGUUUUGUGUCAUUACUGCCACCUUGCCACUGUUUAGCGAGGGAGCGAUAUUCGAACCGCGAUAUUGCGAGGGACAACCACUUGAGUAAUUUACCCCAAGUCUUAAGUUUAGGUUCAGGAGUGUAUGUCUUUGUCUCACAGGUACCUAAACACACCACAUGUCCCCCAAAUUUAGGCUACGACCUGCAUCCUUGACGUGUAGCACUGUCCUAGUUCUACCCACAUACCCAUUCCCAACAACAUCCUAAAGGAGGCGAUAUGAAGUCCUGCAUUUUCUACCCUUACUGUGUAUGUGAAUUUAGAUAUUGUUCAUGAAAUAAACUAUUUUAAAGUCAAAAGUAUGUUUUUUGUUCGUUAUAUUACUGUAUUAGUACAUCCAGUGUUAAAAAUACAAGGUAUGGGUUUUUAAAAAAUGUGAAGGACACACUUUGUUUUCAACAAACAAUGGUCAGAGGCACUUUUAGCAAACAACUAUGUUGACAACACAGUGCAAACAGAGCGAGUCAUCAAACAGGGCGACAGUCACGACACAAACCAACAAAUAAACACCACAACAUGUAACAAAUAAGUUGGCACACAACAACAAUGAACUGUCAUUGUAAGUGGGUCACAACAACUAAGCGUAACAACAAACAGAAAUGUAAUUGAUAUUUCCAAGUGCCCACAGGGCAUGCUGGGUAGUCCAAAGGCAACCCCCACAA
Dunckerocampus dactyliophorus (ringed pipefish) is the source of this 12654-nucleotide messenger RNA. RefSeq names its product cornichon family AMPA receptor auxiliary protein 3 (gene cnih3). Gene Ontology annotation, biological process: vesicle-mediated transport; regulation of AMPA receptor activity. Gene Ontology annotation, cellular component: synapse; dendrite. The record is from RefSeq and is a predicted model, not a curated record. NCBI's taxonomy places the organism in Eukaryota, Metazoa, Chordata, Actinopteri, Syngnathiformes, Syngnathidae. The transcript is spliced from 6 exons. Bases 506 to 985 code for a protein of 159 amino acids.